Symbiodinium sp. CCMP2592 is the source of this 1098-nucleotide messenger RNA. NCBI's taxonomy places the organism in Eukaryota, Dinophyceae, Suessiales, Symbiodiniaceae. The record is from the annotation of a GenBank genome assembly.
AUGGAGACUCCCGCGAUGAUUCGACAUCUGACGGCACUUCUGGAUGCCAUGGUGAGGUCGCCAACAAUUGCCAUUUGUCAGCUGCCACUGCAUGAACCCACAUCGCCGGAUGAAGCAGAAGUGUCAAGCUGGGCCGAUGCAUACAGCUCUUCGUGCUAUUGCCCACGGGCUUCGAAUCUUUUUUCUGCCGACCGCUCCAUGACAUCCAUGCUCGCGGCCACUGCAGCAACGUCGCCUGAUGCCCUCGCAAUGGUCGACGACGGCAACGGGGCCACCUACACCUAUGAGGAAGUCUUGAAGAUGUCCAGUUCCAUUGCCCAUGGCCUUGCACGCACUGGGGUUCCUGUGGACAGUCUGGUCCCGUUGAUGGCUUCAAGAAGCGUCGAGAUGAUCUUGGGAAUUCUCGGCAUCAUUCGGACCGGAAGUGGCUAUGUUCCUUUGGAUCUGCACUGGCCGGACGAUCGUCUUCAAGACGUUUUGCGCCAAUGCAGAUCGAAGGUGGUUCUCGCAUCUUCUGAUUGCCACAAGAAGCUUUCGCACAUAGCCCUCGAGGUGGAGGUUUCGCAUGUUCUGGACAUUUCGAUGAAUGCAGCCAGCGGUGGCCACUUGGAAGACCGUGGUUCCGGCAGCUCACUCGUCUAUGCAUUCUUCACCUCCGGCACCACUGGGAAGCCCAAAGGAGUGAUGGUGGAGAACAAAGGACUUGUUCACCGGAUUCAUUGGUUUCAGCAGAAGUGGCCUCUCCGGCAAGGAGAAGGUGUUGUCUCCAAGGUGGCGUAUACCUUCGGCUUGUCUGAGUGGGAGAUCUUUUGGCCUCUUGUGGCUGGAGCUACACUCGUCAUUGCUCCACCAGGUGGCGAGAAAGAUGCGGACUAUCUACUGCGCCGUGCAUGCAACGCAUUCACUCCCCCGCACCCGAAGGAGGAUGCUCGGCUGCUUCCGGGAAGGGGACCGUCUCCCGAUCUGAUCCACUGCGUGGCUGCGCAUGUGUUCGUGCCCUCUAUGCUUCAGAUGGUCCUCGAGAAGUACGAUGAGCUGGAGGAAGAGGACUUGCAGCGCAAAGCUGAGGAGCAUCAUUCGGAAGGCCGCUCGAGUUGA